Molecule: messenger RNA, 6516 nt
Organism: Ostrinia furnacalis (Asian corn borer)
Lineage: Eukaryota; Metazoa; Arthropoda; Insecta; Lepidoptera; Crambidae
Product: HEAT repeat containing 1 homolog l(2)k09022
Exons: 5
Coding region: 169-6471 (2100 amino acids)
Biological process (GO): positive regulation of transcription by RNA polymerase I; maturation of SSU-rRNA from tricistronic rRNA transcript (SSU-rRNA, 5.8S rRNA, LSU-rRNA)
Cellular component (GO): t-UTP complex; small-subunit processome; 90S preribosome
Molecular function (GO): snoRNA binding
Source: RefSeq, a predicted model, not a curated record
UGUCAAAAACCACGAAAAACGUGGAUUUGUUGUUGUGAUUUUAUUGUGAUGAAUUUCGAAAAAGUGCUAUAAAAAUCGAAAAAUCCUAGAAAAACAUCUUGAAGCAACGCAUGUUAUGGUUUGCGUUCUUUACCCAACCAUUUAAAAGUAAGGAUCAAUUCUAACACAAUGGCAGCCACUUCGUUAUCGGAGCAGCUGAAAAAGCUGUCAGCUCCGCAGUCUGCAAUUUAUAAGGAGGGUAAGAAGAAGGCAUCCUUACUCUUUGACCCAAAAGAAGCCGGCCUCAAGGAUAGGGACACCUUCUAUGAGAUUGGUCUGAGCGGGCUGAAUGAUUUGAUAGCGUUAUACGAAGGAUUUAGAGUUUAUGAAGACUCCCUAUUCAGUCAAUCGUCCAAGGAAUUUGAAAGAGCCGUCCAAAGCAAAGAAGUCAACCAAAAUCUUGAUCAAACUAUUGAAAAGUUUUUAUUACAAAUCUCUCCAUACUUCUUACUCCAAUCUUCACACAAAGCACUAGAAUGGCUUGUGAACAGGUACCAUAUUCACGAGUACAACCAGGAUGCGAUCAUGGCAUUGAUACUGCCGUACCAUGGAUCCAACAUUUUUGUCCGUUUCAUACAAAUUAUGCCAUUAAAAGCUAAUACGAACAGGUGGAAUUGGCUGCGACCAAUGCAGAAGAAUGGAGUUCCACUCAGUAAUCAAGUUUGGUACAAUCAUUGUCUGUCCAACUCUGCUUCGUUGCAGUUUACUGCAAAGAUGACGUUGAAGUAUGUUAAAGAGUUUGGUGAACGAUCUUCUCAGCUGAACACUGUGUUUGCAUUCUUCUGUCAAACUGCUUUGGGAGUAUUAGAGAGUGGGAAACAUGUUAACGAAGGGACGAUUAACGCUCUCCUACCCACAGUGUUGAAGGCUAUUGAAUCGUCUAUUGUAGAUUUUCGUUCAGCAGCCUACAUUGUUUUGGGAUUUUUAUUUACAAAGGCUACUCUUAAAGGUGAGAUUCUUAACGAUAUUGUUCUUAAACUACUGACCACAGAAUUUGAUAUGACUUAUGAUAUAGCUAUUUUGAUUACUAUGCUAUAUGCCCACCAAACUCACAUGAAGCAUAUGUCGGAGACUAUUCUGAAUAACAUUUCAUUGGAUAUAAUGAACGAUCUGUGCGGAUAUAUGAAGAGAUCUGUGGAGCAUAAGCAGAACAUUCAGCCGUUUGUGCUAGCGUUUCUGUCAAGUGUUCUUCGGUUACUGCAAAAAGAUACGGAACAGUUCACAAGGUUCCGACAGUUGCCACAAACACUGAUUGAUGAAGUGGAUUUGAAGAAUCAACAACCAGAAUCUAUUGUCAAGUGUGUCCUCGAUGCCUACAGAUCACCAAAAGCAGUCAAGGUAAAAGAUGCGGAUGAGAGUGAUAUUGAGAUAAUAGAUGAAGAAGACUGUUCCUCUAAAAUACUUGAAUGGUACUCGGAAUUCCUAAAAAGCAUUGAAAAUAAAUACCCUGAUGCUUUUGACAAAGUAAUCAAACAGGAAAUGAGCUCUCAAAACAAAGGUGCUACUAAAAAAAGACUUAACUUGGCCAGAGUGUUAGGUUUCAAACCUUCAGUAGCUCACCAAGUAGGUGGUACUUAUCUAUUUGAAAACCUUAAUAAUGUCAAUCCAGAAUUAAGAGUUGAAGCAGUUAAAUAUAUCAGCAAGGAGUUUGACGCACUAAAAAUUGAAAAUGUUGAAUUUGUUAAAGACUCCAUUGUGAACAGGUUGAAUGAUGAUGAUAUUAACGUCGUCACGGCAGCAUUGGAAAUCCCAAGUCAAUAUUUGAAUGAAGCUCUCAAUGAAAUAGAUGCAACUAAGGUGCUGGUUAAUAUUGUCAGCAAAACGUCUAAGAAAUGGAGAAGUGUCAUCCGCCUUGCUAUCUCUAAACUCUGCUCUUUGGAUAUUCUGCCAGUAAACCAAGAGACUGUUUUGUCUCUGGUACCAUACCUCUUCCCCGACUGUGAGGAAUCGGCUCGCACAGCAUGGGACAUUUUGAAUGCAAAAUGGGGACGCAAAUUGGGACUGGCUAAAGCCCUAAACCUAAACUCUUCUUACAAAGAUAACCACGAGGUCUUAAAUCAAUUGGUUUUCAAGGCUCUAUUUGUAGAUAGAGUGAAGCACUUUGACGAUCUUCUAGACGUUUAUCAGCUAAAUAAAAACAACACUCUGGAUAUCUACACCUUUUUACUCCUGAAAACCUGCUCUUUUAAAGUAGCGUCCGUUGAUGAAAUAACCGUCACUUUAAACUUGUUGUUGGAGUCUGUUGAAGUAGAGGACAGAGUGAUAGUCGCAAGUUCCGAAGACCAGACAUUCUCGAACAAGAUCAUGCCAGAAUAUGUCAAGUUGUCGAAACAAAAUAAGAUUCUUUUCGAAGUUGUUGAGUAUAUUUUUUCGAGAAUUAUUGAAGACAUGCCUGUGAAAAGCCUCCCAAAACCGUGGUGCAAUGUGUGUGAAGAUAAUGAAACUAUACUAGUGAGGAGAUUGUAUGAGAUCUGUAUUACAGGCUGUGCAAUACCUUCGUACGAGAAGAAUUACGUAAAUCUAUUGAAACAACUUUUACAGAAAUUCUUCAAAAAUUCCCGUGAGAGAUUCGAAUUUAUUGCUAACUUUGCUUGCGGCCAUAUUUUAUACGCGAAUGACGCUAAAGAUGUGAUUGGCCCAGAAUUGCAGUUGAGAAGUUUGAAGCUACUCAACAAUUUCUUUUCUUUAAAAGAUGCUGAAUGGUUAUAUGAAUCGGAUGUCGUAGUUCUGAUGAUAUUAUUCAACUUGAACAAUCCUAUUACGGCAAUCCGGCAGUGCGCUAUCGACUCAAUAAAUAACUUGCUGAGACUGGAGCCAGAUAAAAACAAAGUUUAUGUACAACUAUUUACAGAGCUUCUCGCGCAUAAAGAAGAAUUGCUGUUAGACCAUGAACAGAUACCACAAGUCUUGAAUACAGUUCUGAGUCAGUCAGCUCCAGCCACGAAAAUAUUCAAAAAGAACUGUCUGGCGAAAUUCACUCAUAUUUUGGCAUCUGACACCCCACCUCAUAUAACUUCCAGCUUUCUGAAACUCCUGUACAAUAUCAACAGUGCAAGUACAUUCCCGUACAUAGUAUCUGCUCUACAAUCAUUGGAGAAGACUUUGGCUCAGAAUGAGCUGAAUUUAAAAUUCUGUUUCAAUAUCUACGAAUCGAACAUGUUCAAACAUGUUUACAGUCAGAUCAACGACAGUACUAUUACCACAUUCGCGAAAGAUCAGAUUUGGAAGUCAAUAACAGUAGGCUUGAAAGAGUACAGAGAAUGUAUUCUUGAAGAAGGACAAACGGUCACCAGUCCUUGUGUCUUGAUCAUGAAGCAAAUUGAUGAGGAUGUUUUCAAGAAAGUUCCUGAUGAGAGAACUAAAGAUUUGGUUCUUCUUAUCGCUUCAGCUGGUGCUUUUAGUAAUAACCCGACGAUAGCAAGCUCUGCUGCUAAAGUUAUGAAGAAAAUCCACCUUAACUUCUCUGAUUUCAAACCCAUAUUACAGAGCAUGUUAACUGCAGCUGAUCCAGCAGCAAAGGAAUCUAAAAAGAAGAAGUCCUCAGUAUCUAUGUUGUCUUACCAAGUCACUGAAACAAAUGAAUGGAAAUUGGGGGUCACUAUGCUAGAAUAUGUCCAGAACAAAAAGAAAAUGACUGUCGAUGGCACAUUUGUGUCGUUGAUGUUUGAAUUGCUGAGCAAAUGCUUGAGAUUUGAGGAGCAGUCGUAUGUGGAGUACACCAAACAGCUCAUUCUUUCGUCUUUGUGGUAUUACUGCAAGAAGUUUGUUGAUGACAAGGACAGAGACCAGAUAAAGUCGCUCAAAUCUCAUUUCAAAGUGGAACUGGUAGUGCAGUCCAUCAGAGGAACACAGAAUCCUCAGACCCAUCAUCAUGCCUUGAUCCUCCUAUCUCACGCUGCGUAUAUGCUCCCGGAACAAGUACUCCAUCAUACAAUGGAGAUAUUUACAUUCAUGGGAUCAUCAGUUCUAAGGCAUGACGAUGCUUACAGCUUCCAGAUCAUAAUAAAAAUAAUUGAAACCCUUAUUCCCAUUCUCGUGAAAUUGGACAGAGAUGUCGAAGAAUACUCAGAGAAAGAAUUACAGCAGCUACAGAACCGCAUAGUUCCAGUGCUAAGAAUAUUUGCUGAUGUGGUCUUGCACGUCCCAGAGCAUAGACGUUUGCCUCUAUACAAGAAACUGGUGGAGACCCUCGGCCCGAACCAAUUCCUUUGGGUGUUCCUUGGCUUACUUUUGGAGACACACAUCACCCAUUUCAAUGACGAAAAGAAGAAAGAUAAGCGUCAGAACAGAACAUUGGCUGAUCAGGAAUCGCCAAUGAAUAGGUUAGACUUUGGACAGAAUAUCCUGCUUGAAUUCUCGCCAGAAGUAGGGAUAGAAAACUUCAUAAAACUCAUGGGCUACAUUAAGUCUCUGCCGGUUCAGAAAGACGAAGAUUCCAUGGACACUGACGUCGAUCCGAGCGACAUUUUCAGCGUAAAUGGCCAUUCCGCAGUUCAGCUCCGUCAGUACAAAUACGUUAUUAUUACAUUCAUGAACAACUGCCUCGCAUCAUCUAGAUUUAUCCAACACAGUUCCCAAGCCACUGACAUUAAAGCGAUGGAGACUCAUUACAAAAACUUCAUUAUUAACAUCCUGACAUUUAUCCAAAGCAUUUCUAAGUUCAAUGACGAGAAAACUGCCAAGUACUGGCGGGUCAUGUUGCAUCACAGCUACGACCUAUUGGACAAUACCAACAACUUGCUAUCUGCUCCUAUGUUCUUAUCCGUUGUUAGAGGAUUACUGAAGCACACCUUGCAAGCGGUCCGAAGGAAAUCAAUGGAGUUACUGAACUCCAAAAUCCAGUUCAGUCCAGAAAUGUUCAAUGACGUGAAUAAAGAUCUUUUGUUUUCCCUGCUGCCUGCAUUGCUUGAUAUAAUUAAGACGAUUGAGAACAAAUCAGAAAGUCAGAACGAGACAGCAGCUCAAGAGCUUGAAUUGAACCAACAAACUGCGUUACUUUCUCUGAAGCUGCUAACGAGAAUGUUGGCGUCAGAAAAUCCUGAGCCUUUCAAGUCGGUUCUGGACACCGUCACAGAAUAUACAUGCAAUUCGAACAUCACGAGUAACGUCAUGGCUUCUGUAGUGCUAUGUCUAGCUGAACUAUGCAGCAAUCUGAAGGCACACGCAUUAGCUAGCCUGAGGAAGUUUAUGCCAGCUCUUAUAAAAGUUCUGAAGAAGCAAAGGGAAGCAGAAACCCCCGAACUUAUACUACUGAGCACUGUCACGGCUAUAUCGAAGAUUGUUGAAAGCCUCCCUCUGUUUUUGAGUCCGUAUUUGCAAAAGAUACUGUACGAAUACGCGAUACUGCUAGCCAAGUGGCAGACGUUCGACCAGGAGUGCAGCAAAGUGUCCGCGAUCGUGACGAAAUUGGUUACGAUUAAGAAGAAAAUCGCGAGUUCGAUUCCGCCGAGAGUGCUGAUCCCUGUUGCGAAUGAGACACAUCAGCUGUUGUUGGAUAGAGAACACUAUGACGCCAUUGGCCCAGUGAUGUCUGUGUUGGCUGAAAGUUUUGCUAAUGUGACGACUGCUGACUUCACGGCUUUGCAGCAAGAUCUGACGUCAUUCUUCCUGUCAGCAUUACAGUUGCGAAGCAACGCAACAGAUAAGGAUAUAGACGCUAAUGUGAUCGACAACGCAGAAGAUGAAGUGGUGAAUGCGUUGGUAAAAUUGGUGCUGAAGCUUUCGGAGACCAGUUUCAGGCCUUUCUACUUUAAGAUAUACGAUUGGGCCAUCAGGACUAAUGUGGAUGGACAAAAGGACAGGGCUAUCACUUUCUACAGACUGAGCAGUGCAAUCGCCGACCAGCUGAAAGGCUUAUUCGUUCUUUUCGCUGGGCACUUCAUCAAGAACGCAUCGGAUCUCCUUGACUCAUGCAACAAUAGCAAAACUGAAGACCUUUUCUACGAUUCCGAGGAAAAAUGCAUCACACUGGUCAAAUACAUCAUCAAGACGUUGCAUAUAGUGUUCUUAUAUGACAGUCAGAACUUCAUAAACAAAGACCGGUUUGAAACCCUCAUGCAACCAGUGGUAGACCAGCUGGAGAACACGCUGGGUGGCAUUCAGAGUCUUAAAUCAAGGGCCGAAGAGAUUAUUAUUCCGUGCAUCUCUCAGUUUGCGGUGGCUUCAGCCGAUGACUCUUUGUGGAAGCUGCUGAAUUAUCAGAUACUGCUGAAGACUAGGCAUAAUGAUGCUGAUAUAAGACUCCUAGCAUUGGACUCCUUGGUGUCUAUGGCCACUCAACUCGGCAGCAGUUGGCUGCCACUUCUAGCAGAGAGCGUGCCCUUCCUCGCUGAACUUCUAGAAGACGGCGACCAAAAGAUAGAGACGUGCACUAAAGACGCCAUCAGGAAGCUAGAACAGAUCCUUGGCGAACCUUUGGAAAAAUACUUCUAAGAAAAUAAUUUUGUAAUACAUCGUCGAAUAAAUAUAUGAUAGAAA